AUGUCCAGCAUGGACCCUCCACCCACUACGUCGCUCAAGCGCAACGCUCAGACAAGGAUAAGCGCUCGGCCGAAACGACAUAAGAUCGCAGUGGCUUGCACUGAGUGUCGCGAGCGAAAACGGAAAUGUGAUGGCAAAAGGCCGGUCUGUGGGUCUUGUUCCCGCGUCCUGGGAAAGACCAGUUGCACAUUUGUCCAGGACAAGAAUUGCAGUACCCAGCAUAUUGAACAUAUAGCGACGUUGGAAGAUAGAAUCCGACAUCUCGAAAACAUGCUCACAGAACAAAAUCUGACCCGAACACAAAGGCAAAUCGAGAGUCUCAGUCCCGCAUUCAAUGUCAUUACCAAUGUAGGGUCGACGACUUCAUAUCAGAGUCCCAGUGUUCUUCCAGUUGCUGUAUCUGAAAAUUCUCCAAGCGCAUUACCCCUUUCUGCUGCUGGUACAGGCUUGCAAGCUGUAGAUGCCUUCGACAAGUCGAUACAACCAGUACAGUGGCUCGCACCUAGCAACUCUACCAUUGUACAGUCUUCGGUAAAUGCACAGCAGCACGAAGGUCUUGCCGUCCAUCCCGUGGUUUCCACAGAUGAACCCCAUUGCUCAGACCCGGUGGCGCAUGGUGAUGAGACCGAGGACGACGAGGAAUCCGGUGCAGAUGCAGAUGGAAUGGGUGCGAUAGCGUCGUCGACUUACAACGAACCUGGUACAGGCGGAAAGUCGGUAUCAGAGAAAGUCUACUUUGGCCCGUCCAGUACUUUAGGAUUCAUGAAGCACAUUCAAGAUGUGUUCAGGCCUACAAAAGGCACCAGAACCCACAAAUCAACCAUGAAAGACGACCAACACAAACACGGAUACCUACACGCGAUUCAAAGGACGCCAAUUUCUUCAUUUGCCCGUCACAAAUAUACUCUUCCCAUGAGAGAACUCGCAGAUGACUUGCUCUCAAGCUAUUGGACACAUGUCCAUCCUAUCUACCCAUACCUUUUCAAGUCUGCCUUCAACCAACGUUAUCAAAGACUGUGGUCUGCUUCAAACGCACCGCCCCACCGCGCGCAAAACAGGCCUGUUCAAACAGGCCAUGCGAGUGACUAUUUGGAAGACUGCUACUCGAAUGAGCCGUUGUUCUUUUGCAUCCUUAACCUAGUUUUUAGCUUGGGCACUCAUUAUAGUCAGUCUGUCGACUCGAGCGAACGGUGUGAGACAGGGAAUGUCUUCUUUCAGCGAGCUAAAGAGUUUAUCAACCUCGACAGCCUCGAGCAUAGUGACCUGGUCGUGGUGCAAGCUCUGCUGCUUAUGGGUCAUUAUCUUCAAAGUACCGACAAGUCUAGCAUGUGUUGGAAUAUUACCGGUUUGGCGAUCAGAGUAUCUCAAUCGAUUGGGCUUGAUAUGCCCAUUGAGUAUAACAACUCAGCAGGCGAGCCGUCGAAUCAGCUUGAGGCGGAGGUAAGGAAGAGAUUAUGGGGUGGUUGCAUUCUUCAUGAUAGAGUCACAUCAAUGAUGUUUGGAAGACCAUUGAUGCUUCCCCCGACCUCGGUUCAACACAUCAGCCUUCUAGAUGCUAUCGAUGACGAGGAAUUAACGACAUCGAAUACGCCUGGCCGUCAACCUGUCGACAAGCCAAGCUAUAUUGCCUUCUUCGUCCAAGCUGUUAAGCUAGUCCAAAUUGUUGGAGAAGUCCUUGAUACUGUCUACGGAAGGGGAAUCUCUUUGGCUAAGGGGACCCCAACCUCCAGAGAUCCGAAAUCUCGGUUCAACCCAACGUCCCGGCUCACUGAUCAAAUCAAAAGCGGCGACAUCCACGAAAUGCUACAAUUGGAUAUGGCUCUCAUUCAGUGGCGGGAGAACAUCCCUUUAUUCUUGCAGAUGUCAACCUAUAAAACCAUCUCCUCCGACGGUAGCACCCCGUUGAGUCUCGAAAGCGAUCCAGUUCUAACACAGCUGCCUAAAGAACUACUUACAAUUUUUGCACGGCAGGCCAAAGUUUUAGAAGCUCGAUUUCUCCAUGUCAAAAUUCUGCUCUACCGUCCAGUCCUGGUGGUUUUGCUUUCCACUAACGGAAGCCCGAUAGCUACUUGCUCAUCCACCGCUCCGAUUCAGACGGUUUUGCGGCAAUCCAUGCUACAGCAGAUCUCAAGCCACUGUAUUCAAGCAGCCCAAGACUUGACGCAUCUGAUAUAUGGUAGCUUAAUGUCAGGAGAUGUGGUUUUGCCUGCUUGGUGGUACAAUGUCUUUUACCUAUAUACCACAGGAACGAUUUUUGUUGCUCAAAGACUUUGUCCGUCACUUGCGCCGGCGGAAGACGACCAAAAGUGGCAAGAAUGUUGGAACAUGUGCCUGCGAGGUCUUUCAAAAUAUAGCGAACAGAGCCAUGCACCAAGCAAAUGUUUCAAAGUGCUCGACCUGAUCGACAAGCAGCUCUUCAGGUUGAAUAACCCAAUCCCGAGGACAGCGUGUCCACCAGCUGUGCCCCUGGAAAACCCAGAUAAUAUUGGUCAGCCAAGUGCAGAUUUGUCGAGCAGUCGAGGUAUCAUGAUUCCUCCAGCAGAAGAUGGGUUUCUUGUGGGAAAUGUGUCACAGGCUCCGGGUGCAAACGCUAUCAAUUUCAAUCAAGCACUUGAUGCCCAGGAUAUAGCUUGGUUGGAAAACAUCCCAUUUGAUCCCAAUAUUGAUAUAGAUACUUCAGUUGCGGACUGGCUGGAUGAUUUCACGUUCUCUCAGCAUGACUAUAUGGCUAGAUAG
Messenger RNA from Exophiala mesophila, 2736 nucleotides. RefSeq lists its product as uncharacterized. NCBI's taxonomy places the organism in Eukaryota, Fungi, Ascomycota, Eurotiomycetes, Chaetothyriales, Herpotrichiellaceae. Gene Ontology annotation, biological process: DNA-templated transcription; positive regulation of transcription from RNA polymerase II promoter by galactose. Bases 1 to 2736 code for a protein of 911 amino acids. The record is from RefSeq and is a predicted model, not a curated record. The transcript is spliced from 7 exons. Gene Ontology annotation, molecular function: zinc ion binding; DNA-binding transcription factor activity, RNA polymerase II-specific; RNA polymerase II cis-regulatory region sequence-specific DNA binding. Gene Ontology annotation, cellular component: nucleus.